This is a messenger RNA of Phalaenopsis equestris, 398 nucleotides long. Its product is annotated as tRNA (guanine(10)-N2)-methyltransferase homolog. The transcript has 2 exons. The record is from RefSeq and is a predicted model, not a curated record. Lineage: Eukaryota; Viridiplantae; Streptophyta; Magnoliopsida; Asparagales; Orchidaceae. Gene Ontology annotation, cellular component: cytoplasm. The annotation marks the transcript as partial.
CACAGGGUAGAGUGGAUUUACGUAAUCCUGAUCAUAAAUUCUAUCUCAUGGAAAUUGACAACUAUGGAGAAAACAAUGGUCUUCCACCUGUUGUAGAAAGAAAAAUAUUUUUUGGUAGGGAAGUUGGAGCAGCUGAUAGAAAACUCCUACCAACAUAUCAGUUAAAAAGUCGAAAAUACAUAGGACCUACUGCCAUGGAUGCCGAGAUAGCCUUUCUAAUGGCAAAUCAAGGAUUGGCACGACCAGGAAAAUUCAUCUACGAUCCUUUUGUUGGAACUGGUAGCAUCCUUAUUGCUGCUGCACAUUUUGGAGCAAUGACUAUGGGUGCAGAUAUUGACAUAAGGGUAGUACGUGAUGGUCGGGGACCUGAUUGUAAUGUUUGGAGCAACUUUGAACAG